This is a messenger RNA of Verruconis gallopava, 4178 nucleotides long. RefSeq lists its product as uncharacterized. Gene Ontology annotation, molecular function: protein binding. Bases 204 to 3062 code for a protein of 952 amino acids. The transcript is spliced from 2 exons. The record is from RefSeq and is a predicted model, not a curated record. Lineage: Eukaryota; Fungi; Ascomycota; Dothideomycetes; Venturiales; Sympoventuriaceae.
GCUGCUCUCGCUUUUUUAUGAAGCUGGGACAACCUUAACCAUUCUUCGCCCAACUCCGUUCCUUCGUUGUCUGCAACUGACCCAAGUCAAUCGUUCUGAUCGCCAAGAUCAUAUCACGCCUUUCCGGCCCUUCGUGGCCAUACACUCGUUUUAAUCGCUUUUCUAGUCUCUCGUUAAGUUAUAUGUUCGUUGCAUAAUCCAUAAUGUUUCAAAAAUCAGCCUCCUUUCUCGCCCUUGUGCUUGGCGUCUUAAACCUGUAUACAGUUUCCGCAGCUGUUACUACGGCUCUUGCCCCUAUCCCGAUUUCGAGAGAAGGAUGGCUAGUGACCACGGAUAGCUUUCAGCCUGGCAACCCGGCCACCAAUGCCAUAGAUGAUAACGCGGCCACGUUUUGGCAUACCGCGUACAACCCGGAUGCUCCGCUGCCCCACUGGAUCCUCGUGGACAUGAGAAAUCAGUAUGUCGUCAAUGGGUUCUCAUACACGCCUCGUCAGGAUGGUAAUUCGAAUGGUAACAUCGGUACCCACACGAUCGAGUACAGCUUGGAUGGUAACACUUGGACGACCGCGGCAACGGGCACAUGGGCGAAUGAUCCAAGCGUGAAGACUACUUUGUUCACGCCGGUCAUUGCAAGGUAUAUGCGUUUGACUGCUACCACUGAAGCCUCCAACACUGGAAAACAGUGGUCAAGCGCUGCCGAAAUCAACGUACUCACCAACCCUCAUGCAGCUGUUGCGCGUGCCAAUUGGAAGGUCACCGCCGACAGUCAAGAGACGAGCGUGCAAUCCUGGCCGGCAUCUGCAGCGAUCGAUGGCAGCCCCAAUACUUUCUGGCACAGCCAGUGGGUGAAUGCUCAGCCGCCUCUGCCUCAUUACUUCACGAUCGACCAGGGGACGCCGGUAAAUGUCGGUGGUCUUUCCUAUGUCCCUCGCCCAGCUUCAAGUGGUCCCAACGGCCGCAUUGGCAGCUAUCAAGUGCAGAAGAGUGAUGACGGCAACACAUGGACUACGAUCGCAACUGGCACAUGGGCGGACACUAUGACCCAAAAAUUUGUCGAAUGGACGCCAAUUACUGCACGAUAUUUCAGAUUGGUUGCGCUCACCGAAGCUGGAAACCGUGGUCCCUGGACAAGCGCCGCUGAGAUCAACCUUCUGGACGGUUCAAACAACUUGGCCAACUUCAUCGUUACUGUGGACAGCCAGGAAACUGCGGCCGUCAACAACAGUGCUGUCCUUGCGUUGGACGGCGAUCCUACCACCUUUUGGCACACUGAAUGGAGUCAAUCACAACCAGGAUUUCCACAUACGUUCCAAAUCGAUAUGCAGGCAACUCUCCCCGUCAAGGCCUUGCAAUAUUUGCCACGCCAAGAUGGCAACUUCAACGGCAACAUCGGUCAGUACAGGAUUGAUCUCAGCAGUGACGGAAAUACUUGGACGACUGUAUCGACAGGUCAAUUUGCCGACAACUCACAGGCCAAACUGGUCCAAUUCCAGGAAACCACGUGCAGAUAUGUCCGCUUGACUGCUCUUAGCGAAGCUGGUAACCGUGGCCCAUGGUCUAGUGCCGCUGAAAUCCUAGUCUCCUUCGAUGCUACUUACGUCGCGCCGAACCCGAAAACUUAUGGCCAAUGGGGAAUGACAAUUGACUUUCCCGUUGUCCCUGUCGCCGCUGCUGUGACAUAUGACACUGGUGGAGUUUUGGCCUGGGCUGCCUGGAAUCCUCUUGGCAACGGCUGGGAAAACACCGUUGGCGGCGUGACAGUUACGGCUUUGUACAACCCUUCAACCGGAAUCGUUUCAAAGGCCGCUGUUAGCAACACUCAACAUGACAUGUUUUGUCCCGGUAUCAACAUGGAUCACAACGGCCAAAUCGUCGUUACUGGCGGCAAUGACGCACCUCGCACUUCCAUCUACCAGACUCCCAACGCAGUAUGGUUUGCCGCCCCUAAUAUGCAGCAGCCUCGUGGCUACCAGGCUGCUACGACGCUUUCCAACGGUUGGACCUUUACCAUUGGUGGCUCGUGGUCUGGUGGUAUCUACAAGAAGAACGGAGAAUACUACAAUCCAGCCACCAACACCUGGACCAUGUUGAAUGGUGCUGAUGUCACACCCAUGUUGACUGCCGAUACCGCCGGACUUUUCCGUCAAGACAACCACGCUUGGCUUUUCGCAUGGAAGAACCAGGCAGUCUUUCAAGCCGGUCCAUCGAAGGCCAUGAACUGGUACACGACGACCGGCAACGGCGGUGUGACUUCUGCAGGUACUCGAAGUGAUGCCACGGAUCAGAUGUGUGGCUUUGCAACCAUGUAUGACGCUGUAAACGGCAAAGUCUUGGCUGCUGGUGGUUCUCCCAACUACUCCGGCAGCAUGGCUGUCAACAAUGCGUACAUCAUUACUAUCCCCGGUACAGUUGGUGCCCAGGCUCAGGUACAAAAGGUGGCUCCAAUGUCCUUCAAGCGUAUUUUCGCCAAUGGUGUCGCUCUCCCCAACGGACAAGUUUUCGUCGUCGGCGGCCAGGACUUUGGUUCGCCAUUCAACGAUGAUUCAUCUAUCAUGUACCCAGAGCUGUACACGCCAUCAACCAACACGUGGACAACCAUGGGAGCUAUGGCUGUUCCCCGCAACUACCACAGUAUUGCUUUGCUCAUGCCUGAUGCGACCGUCAUGGUUGGUGGUGGUGGUCUUUGCGACGGCUGUGAUUACAAUCACUAUGAUGGCCAGAUCUGGCAGCCACCUUAUCUGUUCGACAACAAUGGCAACCCUGCAGUCCGUCCGGUUAUCAAAUCUGUUUCCGCAACGACGAUCAAGGUCGGGAAGGCCAUGAGCUUCACCGCCGAUAGCGUCAUCACCUCCAUCGCGCUCGUCCGUCUAGGCUCUGCUACCCACACAGUCAAUACCGAUCAGCGUCGUAUCCCCAUCACACCAGCAUUUACAGGCGUGACGUCCUACUCGUUUACGAUCCCGAGUGAUCCCGGUAUUGCCCUUCCAGGUUAUUGGAUGCUGUUUGCCAUGAACUCGGCGGGCGUGCCCAGCUUGUCCAAGACGAUCAAGAUUACGUUGUAAUUGACGACCAGCAAUCAUUAAUCAGAAAGAAAGUAAUUCAGCUCAUUCGCUUCUCAUUGCUAAAUUAUAAUAUUUAAUGCUGGCCUGCGCUACACUAGAAUGCUUGGCCAUUUGGAAAAACUUUUUGCAUCGUUGACAGCGAAUAUCGAAAGAAAAUAGUGAUGCUGGCCUUGAAACAUGAGAUUUGGCAUGCAGAACGCGGUAACGAACAUUGGACUGUAGAUGCUCAGGGGAAUUUCUUGGGCGUGGCUGUAAGUGUGCAUGUACUUAGUCGAAAUAGCGGCGGUUAGCUCACUGCCAAAGCCGCCGUCUAAAUCCUCAUCUUUUGCACUAGAUGAAAUGACCAUUUCCCAAGCCCUAUGAGGAUACGCGUCGUAGCUGCCGCGAGGCGUUUUCGAUAGUUACGGCCCGAAAAAUGCGCUUUGAUUUCGCGUACGCAUAUUCCCGAAGUGCCAAGGCGGGCUGUGCGAAGUCCCGCUCAUGUUGGCUUUAUUGUGCGUACACCUCAAGACCUUCAGCUCUUUGCCGUCCUGCAGCAUGGCACUAUUUUCUAGCUCGUUCAUGAGAAGCGAAGGCCACAUUUCUGUAGACUCGAGCUUCACGUCUUAUUUCGCAGCAAAAUUGUACGAGAGAGCAGUCAUUCGAUCGUUUCGUAGGAGGUAUAAGAUCUAUCAAAAUGCGACCCGUUUCGAGUAUUUUCUUUGUGCUACCCCUAAGAUCAAGGCUGUCCGAACAGCGGAACCUAUGAACGAAGGAGUCUUUGCUCAUCUUAACAGUACCAAUCUACAAAGUCUUCAUUCCGUAGCAUGGUCUAGCAGCUGCCAUUGUCCACAUAAGAAAGCAUUGAAUUGAACUUUGAUUCUGCUGAUAUGAAAAGCAGUUGAGAAUUGUGCGAGAUGACAUUAAAGUUCUGCGCAAAUUUUAUCGGGAUCACACCAGCGCACUAAUUUUGACCUGGGAUACGGGAUCGGAAAGCAAUCUCUUGACCUUGAUACCAGGCGGGUUCGAGAAAGAGAUCGAGGGUGGAUGAUCGACCAAGAGCCGAAGAGGGUCGUCAUGAGGACGGGAGGAUAUGAACUUUGUGAUGUGGACCGGCCAAUCAUAGGUCAGCAUCAG